Molecule: messenger RNA, 831 nt
Organism: Eimeria necatrix
Lineage: Eukaryota; Apicomplexa; Conoidasida; Eucoccidiorida; Eimeriidae
Exons: 3
Coding region: 1-831 (276 amino acids)
Source: RefSeq, a predicted model, not a curated record
AUGGUGCAUCCCGUGGAGAGUGUGAAUUUGCCAAUUCCCGUAAUCGAGCCUGUGGUGGACACAACGAGCUCGAGUCUGCAAGAGAAGGCGAAGCGGCCUACAGAAAGCAGCGAAAUUGACGGGGAGUGGCGAAUUGCCCGCAGCCCUUUUCUUAGCCGCUUCCUGGGGCUGCCCACAGUGGCCCAGGUGCUGCAGCAAAUGCCCAAGCUGCAGCAGCAGCAGCAGCAGCAGCAGCACCGCAUCCGCGUUGCCCCCGACAUGCAGCAGUUCCCGCUGCUCCGCUCGCAGGCCGAGAGCUUCUUGCUGGACCUCGACAGAGAACGCAGCGCCAUGGCGCGCGCCGCGCUGCUGCGUUCCUGCUUCCCGAGAGACCCCCCGCCUAGGGGCCCCCUUAAUGGGGGCCCCUCUGUUGGGGGCCCCUGUGCAGGGGGCCCCUCCAUUGGGGGCCCCUCCGUUGAAGCUGGGGGCCCCUCCGUUGGGGGCCCCCCCGUGGGGGGCCCCCCUGCUGGGGGCCCCCCCGAGGGGCCCCCGGGGGCCCCCGGGGGUUCAGCUUCUGAGAAGGAGUGGGGGCUGCGGUCGCGGUGGCGGCCAGAUCUGCUGCUGGGGGGCACCCCCGGGGGCCCCGGGGGCCCCCUGCUGCUGCAGUCGGAGGCCUCGCGCAGCUACGGGGGGGCCCCCCUGCUGCAGCAGCACCUGCCGCCCCUCUACUGGCCAGCCCCCAGGGCCUUCACUGCAGCAGCAGGGGGGCCCCCCCGCCGCAGGGGGCCCCUCAACACGGCCCUGACCCGCAGCAGAAUCCACAAAGACCUCGACAGACUCGCGGGGGAGUGA